AUGAACGAAGCAAUCAAAAUUUUUGUAAGAAUGAGACCUCCUCUCUAAAAUGAAGAUGAAGAAGCAUGGAAGAUCUAAAAAGAAUCAAACACUAUUAUAUCACUACCUAGAGAUCCUUAAACAACUAGAAGAUAUGCUGAUGCUUUCUAUAAUUACCAAUUCACUUUUGGUAUAAAUCUUUGUUUAAUAUAGACAAGAUCUUUUCAAAUGAGGAUAAGAAUGAAGAUAUUUAUAAACAUUGCAAAUAACUUUUGAAUUAUACUCUAUAAGGAUUCAAUUCAAGUCUAUUUCUUUAUGGAUAAACUACUUCUGGUAAAACUUACACUAUGCUUGGAGAUUAAGAAAACCCAGGAUUAUUACCAUAUACAUUACUUGACUUAUUUAAGGAAUGUUAAUUACCUAUUGCUAUUAGUUAUAUUGAAAUAUAUAAUGAAUAGGUUUAAAUUAAUAUAUAAUUUAUAGAUUAAUGAUCUUUUAUAAUAAGGUGCCACAAACCUAAAAAUGUAGGACAUAAAUGGAUAAGCCUUUGUUAAUUAAUUAAGAAUUUAAUAAGUAGAGAAUUUUGAUGAUGCUUUGUCUUUGUUAUGUGAUGGAGAAGAAUAACGUAUGUAUAGAGAAAGAUAAAUUCAUGAACAUUCUUCUAGAUCACAUACAAUAUUUCAAAUAUUAGUAUAACAUGAAUCACACACUUCAACUUUAAGUCUAAUAGAUUUAGCUGGUAGUGAAAGAUUAAAUGAAGAAGAUGCUUCAGAUGAAACAGCAUAUAUCAAUAAAAGUUUAUUUGUUUUAAGUAAUGUUAUAAAUAAGUUGGCUGAAGGAAAAAAAUCACAUAUUCCUUAUAGGGAUUCAAAACUCACUAGAUAUUUAUAAAAUUCUUUAGGUGGUAAUUCAUAUACAACUAUUAUUUGUACUUUAUCUCCUGCUUCAAUGAAUUUUUAUUAAACUCUAUCAACAUUAAGAUUUGCAUAAAGAGCAAAAAAGGUUGAAAAUAAAAUAUAUAAAUAAGAAUCUUUAAGUAAAUCUGGUUUAAUAGAGGCAUUAUAAAAGGAAUUGAAUGAUAUAAAAGUAGAAAGAGAUUAAUUAAAAAUAUAAUUGUAACAAUAAUAAUCAAAUAACAACUUUGAUUAAAUAAUAGAUGUUUUUAUAUAAUACAUUGCUUUAUAAGUACAUGAUAAAUAAAAAUUUAUUGAAGAUACAAAUAUUUUAAAAGAUGUUUAUAAUCAAUAACAUAAAUAAUUAAUUCAAUCUUUAUAUAAUUAGAUUAUGUAAAUAUGUUAAGAUUGUAAUUUACCUAAAGGAUUAAAUAAUCCUAUGAGUAAUUAAACAUAAAAAGUAUUUGUAUAAUAAUUCAAAGAAUUAAUUAAUAAAUAAUUAUAAGAAGAAUCAAUUUUUAAUAAUGUCUAUGUUUAAUCAAUAUUAAAUCCAUAAUCAGAUUUUCAAUCAUAUUAAACUUAAUAAUUAAUGCCAAUUUUAGAAUCUGCAUUUUAAGAAGCUAUGAAUGCUUUAUAAAAUAAAUUAAAUGAAAUAACAUCAGUUGUUUAAAAUAUAGGUGAAUUAUCAUAUUAAAAUUAAAAAAUUUUUGAUGAUAAAAGUUUAAAAAAGUAUUUUGAAAUAGUAAAUAAUGAAUAUAAUUGGAUGAAAUAAUGUAAAUUAUAAUUAAAUGAACAAUUUAAUAAGAAAACUUAAGUAUUAUAAUAAGCAUUUAAUAAUGUUUCAAAAAAUCUUAAUGAUUCUCGUUUAAAUUCUUAAAAUAAUAAUAAUAAAUAAUAAUAAUAAUAAUUAUAAAAUAUUACUAAUAUAAUUAAUCCUAAUAUAAGAUAAUCUACAAAUACACCUAAAUUUACAGAAAGAGAUAAAACAGCAUUAUUUGUUUGGGGAUCUGGUAAAGAUGGUAGACUUGGUACUGGUUCAUUAGCUAGUUAACCAAUACCAUAUAAAGUAUAAAUUUAAAAUCUAUAAUAUAUUUCAUGUGGAUAUUAUCAUUCUGCUGCAAUUAAUAUUGAAUAAUAAUUAUUUAUUUGGGGUAAAAAUUAUGAUUUAACACCUUAAAAAUAACCUUAAUUUAAUAAUAUUAUUUAAGUAGCAUGUGGAUGUCAACAUACAUUAAUUUUAGAUUCAUUAGGAUAAGUAUUUUCUUGGGGUAUUGGAGAUGAAGGAUAAUUAGGAAAUGAAUCAUACUUUAAUUCUGAUGAACCUGUCAAAAUAUUAGAUAAUAUCAUAUAUAUAGAGGCAAGUAGAUCUCAUUCUGCAGCAAUAAAUAAAGAUAAUUUAUUUUAUAGUUGGGGUUCUAAUAUAGAUUAUAGACUUGGAUUAGAAGAGAAAAAAAACUACAAUAUUCCUACUAGUACAGGAAUAUAAGUAAAUAAAAUAUCAUUAGGAACAAAUCAUUCAGCAUUUAUUAGAUAAGAUGGUAUAGUAUUUACAACAGGAAAUGGAUAAUAAGGAUAAUUAGGAAAUAAGAUUAAUUCUGAAUGUUACUUAAAUUUAUAAUUAGAUAUAAAAGCUGUUGAUGUAAUAUGUGGAGAGGAUAUCACAUUAUUUAUUAAUAAUAAUGGUGAUGUUUUUAGUUGUGGAAAGAAAAGUAAUGGAAAUUUAGGACAUUUAAUGUCUUCAAUUCCAGCAUUUUUAUAAUAACCAAAAUAAAUAGAAGGAUUAUAAAAAAUUAAAUAGAUAAGUGUUGGUAAAAGACAUUGUUUAGCAAUAUCUUCUAAUAAAUAAGUUUGGGGAUGGGGAUUUAACUUUUUUGAUUAAUUAGGUUUAGGAGAUAAAAAUAGAUUCAUAGAAUAGUAAAUAAUUAUUUUAUAUAUAAAAAUAGGCCAAUUAAACUUGAUCUUUAAGAUGUAAUUUAAGUAUCUUGUGGAGAGUACCAUUCUUUGGCUUUAUGUUAAAAUUGA
Paramecium primaurelia is the source of this 2894-nucleotide messenger RNA. Lineage: Eukaryota; Ciliophora; Oligohymenophorea; Peniculida; Parameciidae. The record is from the annotation of a GenBank genome assembly.